AUGCCUUCCCAUGAAGGCCUAGGGGCCGGGACAAGCGACAUGUCCAUGAGCGAUGCCAUGGGCUCGCCCCAAAAGAUAGGCUUCGUCAGAAACAAUCCGGAGUACGGCUACCGGUCAGUUGUCGAAGGCACUGCCGCUGCCGAUGGCCUACACCGAUUGCCCAUAGACUCCAUCCGCGAGCAUGAUUUUCCUAGCCUUCUACAGCCAGUAAUUGACGCCACAGCGACAACGUCAACCCGUCGGCGGCGGCAGCAACACCAGCAGCAGCAGCAACAACAGGUGGACCUGGUUUACCUCGAUCACGCAGGGGCGACCCUCUCCGGGGUCUCCCAGCUGAGGGAGGCUAUGGAGCCCUUGCUUGCCGGGGCCGUGCACGGGAACCCGCACUCUCAGGGUCCCGUCGCAACCGUUACCGGAGAACGCAUCGACGCCGCCCGCCACGCCGUCCUCCAACACUUUGGCGUGUCCCCCCAAGAGUGGAGCGUGGUGUUCACUUCGGGCGCGACCUCUGCCCUGAAGAUGGUCGGCGAGCAGUUCCCUUGGCGACGACAUCGAAGGGGAAGCGGAAGGGGGGGGUCCCGUUUCGUCCACGCGCGGAGGAGCCACAGCUCGGUUCUCGGCAUCCAGUGUAACGCCACGGGCUUACGUGCCGACCUGGGCAUCGCCGGGCGCGUGAAGCAAGGGGCCCUCUCUACGCCCGGACAUAGCUGCCGGCGCUCCCACGGCCGACAUCGCCGGAACUCCGACUGUCGCCAUGGCGGCCAUCUUUCUUGUUCUCACCAUGACUGCGGAGAAUUCGCUAUUCCUCGCCAUGCCACCUCACCAGGCCAUGUCAGAAACACCCAUGCCGAUAGCGAUAGAGGCCGGCGAGCUCUGGAGGGGCUCGACUCUGACCGUCUCGACGACACCAACGAUUCCGGAGAAGAGGGAAGAAGAGAUGACGAUGAACCGGCUAUUUCGGGCGACAGGCCACGACGAAGGCGGCGGCGGCGGCGGCGGCGGCGGCUCGUGGAACGGUGGUGGGUGCUGCUAGACGCAGCAAAGUUUGCGGGCACGGCGUCGCUCGACCUGUCCAGCGUCGAGGCGGAUUUUGUUUGUAUAUCUUUCUACAAGAUGUUCGGCUACCCGACCGGCCUUGGCGCCCUGAUCGUUCGCGAGAGCGCCGCGCACGUGCUCCGAAAGCUUUACUUCGGCGGCGGCACCGUGGCGGCCGCCCUUGCCGGCGGCCCGUUUCGACAGCUUCGUCCGGAAACGGAACGGCGGCUCACCGACGGCACCGAAAACUUUCUCGGCGUCUUGGCUCUCCAGGCGGGGUUUGGGGCGCUGACACGCGUCGGUGGAAUGCAGGCAAUCGCCACCCACACGUCGUCCCUGGCGCGCUAUCUAUACGCGCAGCUCUCAUCGCUGCGGCACGCGAGCGGAGAGCCGGUGCUCAGGUUCUUCGGCAGGUGGGACGGGGAGGCAUCGGGGGCGGGGUCGGCACCACCGGCAUCAGCACCGCCACCACCAGCAGCACCGCGACAGGCGCCACCGUCAACAGUGUCGCCAACGAUGUCCCCUGCUAUGGCGGGGCCGAUGGAGUCGGGGGGCGAUUUACCGAAUGUGUCAGGCGCAGCAGAGAGAAGGAACGGAAACAACGGCCGCCCAUUCCAAGAGACGCGAGAGGCGGAGCAACGACGGGAAGCAGAAGCCGACGGGGUCGGGGCAGAAAAAGCGGGCCAGGGAGUGGCCGACACCGAAAUAAAGCGACACAGCCUGUUCGUGGGGCAGGGGCCGGUGCUAACGAUGGCCUUUCUCCGGCCAGGCGGGCAGCACGUCGGGCACGCGGAGGUGGAAAAGAUUGCCAGCCUCGAGAACAUUCAGCUGCGGACGGGCUGUUUCUGCAACCCGGGGGCGUGCCAGUCGGCUCUCGGCCUGACGGAUGACGAUGUUAAGGAGCACCUGGAGCGAGGCCACGUCUGCUGGGACGAGCACGACCUCAUCGACGGCCGGCCUACCGGCCUGGUUCGAGUGUCGCUGGGGUGGAUGUCAACCUGGGAGGACGCCGCCGCCUUCGUGACCUUCGUUAGGAAACACUUCGUCUCCACGACACCGCUGCAGACAGGGCCCCUCCUCUCGCCUCAAAAGCCUCCAUCCGGCGAGCUCUCACCGUCGCACCGCGCGGAGGACGACGCGCUGCCGGAGGCCACGGACCGAUCAACCCGACCCCGUCAUUACCUUGAAGCCAUCUACGUCUACCCGAUCAAGUCUUGCGCGCCGCAGCGAGCGGGAGCGCCCCCACCAACGCUGUUGCGCCCGCGCUCUUCUUCUUCUUCUGCGAGGGAGCCGGCUUCACCCGAGCCAGGCAGAGACAGCGGCGGCAGCAGCCGUAGCCGCAGCGGGGGUGUAGGUGGUGGCAGCGGCGGCUCCGGGCGGCGGGGCGUCGACGGUGGAGGGGUUGCGACAGGGCGGGGCAGGUGGCCUCUGGGCCCUUUGGGGCUGGCGUACGACCGGGAGUGGGCCGUCGUAGACGGCCGCGAUCGAGCUCUCCGCCUGAAGCAGGUGCCUGACAUGUGCCAGAUCAGACCAUUCGUGGACCUGGCUUCCGGCACGCUUACCGUCACCGCUCCGAGGAUGCCUGACCUGGUUCUCCCGCUGGGGUACUCGGGAGGCGGUGGUGACGGUGCCGGCGAUGCCCGCUGCUGGCGCGGAGAAGGAGGCGGCGACACGGUCGUUCGCGUGUGCGGUAACCGGCGGGCGGGAGUGACCUGCGCCGCGUCGGCGUCCGCCUGGUUCACGCGGUUUUUGGGCGUGCCGUGCUCGCUCGUACGUGCCGCUGCCGUCGAUUCCAGCGCUGCCGCCGAGGGUACCGCUGCGGGCAGGGGCGGCGGCGGCGGCGGCGGCGGCGGCGAUUGGUCUAGUCACAACAUGGCUGACAUUCCUCCCCUGCACAUGAAGGAGGACAACGACGGCGGCCGAGCCGUGAAAACUGUUAUGCCGUGGUUUCCGACGGCGAUGGGGUUGUUGGGCGCGUGGCGCUCGUCGUCGUCACCGGCGCCGGCCGCGGAGGGUGGCGUCGGGGGAGAAGCGGAAGACGCCGCUGCGAGCAACAGGGCGUUCGCGAACGAAGCCCAGUUCCUUCUCAUCUCUCGGGCCAGCGUGGCCAAGGAGGACGGCGGGGACGAUGGUGGCGUUGCUCCCAGGAGUCGCGGGGGGAGCCGCCAAGAGCAGGUGACAACGGCCCAUUUCAGGCCUAACUUCGUUGUUGAAGGAGUUCGGGCGCACGAGGAGGAUGGGUGGAAGAGCGUCCGCAUCGGCGAAGCUUUGCGGCUUCGCGUCACCGGACCCUGCAGCAGGUGGAGGUGCUCCAUGAUCAACAUCGACCCCGAAAACGGGGACACGUCGGGCGUCGCGCUCAGGGUCCUGGCGGGUUACCGGCGGGAGCGGGCCAACAUCCUCUUCGGCCAGUUCCUUGCCCUGGACCGGCAAUCCCUGCCGCCGUGGGGGCCUCCUCCGCCUCCUCCACCCGCCUCCGCCUCUCCUCGAAACCCCGAAUCAGAAAGCUGCAAAACCGCCAAUAAUGGUGGGGGCGGUGGCGGUGGCGGAGAGGAAGACGGAACAACCGAGGCCGAAGAACGAUCGGCUGCGACGCCGGAGGCAGGGAUGGUGGGGCGAGGAGGAGCGGGACGGACAGGGUCGGGGGCAGAAGAAGCGGUCGAGGGGACGGCACAGCCGGGUCAUGCUGCCCCUGCCGCUGAAGGCGAAGAAGGCGGUUGGCAGUUUUGGGUUUCGGAAGGCAUGGAAGUGGCUGGCGAACCGUGA
This is a messenger RNA of Ectocarpus siliculosus, 3801 nucleotides long. Lineage: Eukaryota; Phaeophyceae; Ectocarpales; Ectocarpaceae. The record is from the annotation of a GenBank genome assembly.